AUGAGUCGUCAGUUUCCAUAUUCGAGUGCACCACUCAGAUCAGUGAAAGAAGUACAGUUUGGCCUACUUUCUCCUGAGGAGAUUCGUGCUAUUUCGGUAGCUAAGAUAGAAUACCCAGAGACUAUGGAUCAGGCCACUAAGAAGCCCAGAGAAGGUGGUUUGAAUGAUCCCAGAUUAGGUUCUAUUGAUCGUAACUUCAAAUGUCAGACUUGCUCAGAAGACAUGGCGGAAUGCCCUGGACACUUUGGGCACAUUGAAUUAGCUAAACCCGUUUUCCAUAUUGGUUUUAUCGCUAAGAUAAAGAAGGUUUGUGAGUCUGUUUGCAUGCAUUGCGGAAAGUUAUUACUUGAUGAAAAGAACCUAGCCAUGGCACAGGCAAUCAAAAUAAGAGAUCCUAAAAAGAGGUUCAACGCUGUGUGGAACUUGUGUAAAACAAAGAUGGUCUGUGAGGCGGAUAUCGAUGAUCUGGAUAAUGGGCCGAGUAGAGGAGGAUGUGGCCACACGCAGCCUACUGUUCGUAGAGAUGGCCUUAAGUUAUGGGGUACAUGGAAACAAAAUAAAAAUUUUGAUGAGAACGAACAACCUGAACGUCGUCUCUUGACACCAUCGGAAAUUUUAAGUGUUUUCAGACAUAUCAGUUCGGAAGAUUGUUACAGGCUAGGAUUCAAUGAAGACUAUGCUAGACCAGAAUGGAUGUUGAUAACAGUGUUGCCUGUCCCUCCACCCCCGGUCCGUCCAUCUAUUUCCUUUAAUGACACUGCUAGAGGUGAAGAUGAUUUGACAUUUAAAUUAGCGGAUGUUAUUAAGGCAAAUAUUAAUGUUCAAAGAUUAGAAAUGGAUGGUUCGCCUCAGCAUGUUAUCAGUGAAUUUGAAGCUUUAUUACAAUUUCAUGUAGCCACUUAUAUGGACAAUGAUAUCGCAGGUCAACCUCAAGCCCUACAGAAGACUGGGCGUCCUAUUAAAUCCAUUAGAGCAAGAUUGAAGGGUAAAGAAGGAAGAAUAAGGGGUAACUUGAUGGGUAAGAGAGUAGAUUUUUCAGCUCGUACGGUCAUUUCAGGUGAUCCUAAUCUCGACUUGGAUCAAGUCGGUGUUCCUCUUUCUAUUGCAAGAACCUUGACAUAUCCGGAAAUUGUCACGCCUUAUAAUAUUCAUCGUUUAACGGAAUUUGUUCGUAAUGGUCCCAAUGAACAUCCUGGUGCUAAAUAUGUUAUAAGAGAUAGCGGAGAUCGUAUUGACUUGAGGUACAAUAAGAGAGCAGGAGACAUCGCAUUGCAGUAUGGAUGGAAGGUUGAACGUCAUCUUAUGGACAACGAUCCCGUUUUAUUCAAUAGGCAACCGUCAUUGCAUAAGAUGUCAAUGAUGGCCCAUAGAGUGAAAGUGAUGCCUUACUCAACUUUCAGAUUGAAUUUAUCUGUCACGUCGCCAUAUAACGCAGAUUUUGAUGGUGAUGAGAUGAAUUUACACGUCCCUCAGUCACCAGAGACAAGGGCAGAACUUUCAGAAAUAUGUGCUGUUCCUUUGCAGAUUGUUUCGCCUCAAUCAAAUAAACCAGUUAUGGGUAUCGUUCAAGAUACAUUAUGUGGAGUCCGUAAGAUGACUUUACGUGACAUAUUCAUUGAAUAUGAGCAAGUAAUGAAUAUGCUUUAUUGGAUACCGAAUUGGGAUGGUGUUGUUCCUUCGCCUGCUAUUCUUAAACCAAAGCCUCUUUGGACAGGGAAGCAAUUAUUAUCUAUGGCAAUUCCCGAUGGAAUUCAUUUACAAAGAUUUGAUGAAGGUAUGAACUUAUUGAGUCCAAAGGAUAACGGUAUGCUUAUCGUUGAUGGAGAAAUUAUAUUUGGAGUUGUUGAUAAGAAAACAGUCGGUGCCACUGGUGGUGGUUUGAUCCAUACAGUUAUGAGAGAAAAGGGACCUCAGGUUUGUGCCCAGCUAUUCAAUUCUAUCCAAAAGGUUGUCAAUUAUUGGUUAUUACAUAAUGGUUUUUCUAUAGGAAUUGGUGAUACUAUAGCAGAUGGCAGUACGAUGAAAGAUGUGACACACACCAUUCAAGAGGCAAAGAAGAAAGUACAAGAGAUCAUUUUGGAUGCUCAACAGAACAAACUUGAACCAGAGCCCGGUAUGACUUUGAGAGAGUCAUUUGAACAUAAUGUAUCUCGUGUUUUAAAUCAAGCGCGUGAUACUGCGGGUCGCUCUGCCGAGAUGAACUUGAAGGACUUGAAUAAUGUUAAGCAAAUGGUAGUUUCUGGAUCUAAAGGGUCAUUCAUUAAUAUUUCUCAAAUGUCUGCGUGUGUAGGACAACAGAUUGUUGAGGGUAAAAGAAUCCCGUUCGGCUUCUCAGAUAGAUCCUUGCCUCACUUUACAAAGGAUAAUUAUUCUCCUGAAUCCAAGGGUUUCGUUGAGAAUUCUUACUUGAGAGGAUUGACUCCUCAAGAGUUCUUCUUUCAUGCAAUGGCAGGUCGUGAAGGUCUUAUUGAUACUGCAGUUAAAACAGCUGAAACGGGUUAUAUUCAACGUAGAAUUAUUAAAGCAUUAGAAGAUAUUAUGGUACACUAUGAUGGUACUACUAGAAACUCCUUAGGUGACAUUAUUCAGUUUAUUUACGGUGAGGAUGGUAUCGAUGGAACUCAGGUAGAAAAACAAUCAGUAGAUACAAUUCCUGGUUCGGAUGCUACCUUCGUUCGCAGGUAUCGUAUUGAUGUCUUGGACCCUGUCAAUUCUAUCCGUGAAUCACUUUUGGAAUCUGGUAAGGAAAUUAAGGGUGAUGUUAAGUUGCAAAAGGUUUUGGAUAGUGAAUAUGAACAAUUAUUGAAAGACCGUAAAUAUUUGAGAGAUGUCUGUUUUCCUAAUGGUGAUUUCAACUGGCCUUUACCUGUCAAUUUGCGUCGUAUCAUACAGAAUGCUCAACAAAUAUUCCACAGUGGUCGUAGCAAGGCCUCUGAUUUGAGGCUCGAUGAGAUUGUCAACGGAGUUAAAGAUCUUUGUACAAAGCUUUUAGUCAUUCGAGGUGACACUCCAUUAAUGAAAGAAGCUCAAGAAAAUGCUACUUUAUUGUUCCAAUGUUUAUUGCGUUCUAGACUUGCUGCACGUCGUGUUGUGGAAGAGUUCAGGUUAAGUCGUACAUCUUUUGAAUGGGUUUUAGGUGAAAUUGAAACUCAAUUUCAAAAGUCGAUUGUUCACCCAGGUGAAAUGGUGGGUAUCAUUGCUGCGCAAUCGAUUGGUGAACCAGCUACUCAAAUGACUUUGAACACCUUCCAUUAUGCUGGUGUUUCUUCUAAAAAUGUCACGUUAGGUGUGCCUCGUCUUAAAGAAAUUCUUAACGUAGCCAAAAAUAUUAAGACUCCAGCCUUGACUGUUUACUUGACGGGAGAGAUCGCUUCAGAUAUCGAAAAAGCAAAGGUCGUCCAAUCGUCUAUUGAACACACUACCUUGAGAAAUGUCACUUCUUGUACAGAAAUUUAUUACGAUCCUGAUCCAAGGAGUACUGUGAUUGAAGAAGAUUAUGAUACCGUAGAAGCAUACUUCGCCAUCCCGGAUGAAAAAGUCGAGGAAUCAAUAGAGAAACAAUCUCCCUGGUUACUUCGUCUUGAAUUGGAUCGUGCAAAGAUGCUUGAUAAACAGUUGACGAUGUCUCAAGUUGCAGAAAGAAUAUCCCAAAACUUUGGUGAAGAUCUUUUUGUAAUUUGGUCUGAUGAUACUGCAGACAAAUUAAUCAUUCGUUGUCGUGUAGUAAGAGACCCCAAAUCUCUCGAUGAAGAAGCAGAUGCCGAGGAAGAUCAAAUUCUUAAACGUAUCGAGGCUCACAUGUUGGAGUCGAUUUCUUUGCGAGGUAUUCCUGGUAUUACAAGAGUGUUUAUGAUGCAACAUAAGAUAAGUGCCCCAGAUGCGACUGGUGAAUUCAAACAAGGUCAGGAGUGGGUAUUGGAAACAGAUGGUGUCAAUUUGGCAGACGUGAUGGCAGUACCAGGUGUGGAUGCAUCUCGUACUUACUCAAAUAGUUUUAUUGAGAUCUUGUCCGUUCUAGGAAUUGAGGCAACGCGGUCCGCAUUAUUCAAAGAGAUUUUGAAUGUUAUUGCUUUUGAUGGUUCCUAUGUGAAUUAUCGUCACAUGGCUCUUUUGGUUGAUGCCAUGACAUCUCGUGGUCAUUUGAUGGCCAUUACUCGUCAUGGAAUCAAUAGAGCAGAUACAGGUGCAUUAAUGCGUUGUUCUUUCGAAGAGACCGUUGAAAUCUUGUUGGAGGCAGGAGCUGCGGCUGAACUUGAUGAUUGUCACGGUAUAUCAGAGAAUGUUAUCUUAGGGCAAAUGGCACCUUUAGGUACAGGUUCUUUCGAUGUAAUGGUUGACGAUAAAAUGUUACAAGCUGCUCCUUCUAAUAUGAGCAAUGCAAAUGCUGAAGAUGGGGGUGCCACUCCAUACAGAGAUUAUGACAUGGAAGAUGAUAGGAUUCAAUAUGAUGAAGGUGCUGGAUUCUCACCUAUUCACACAGCUCCAGUCGAUAGUUCAGGCUCUCUUACUACUUAUGGUGGACAGCCGACUUCACCCUCUGCAACUUCACCUUUUGCCUAUGGUGCAACCUCGCCGACUUUCGGUGGUGUCACGUCUCCAAGCUAUGGAGGUACCUCACCAACUUAUGCGCCUACGUCACCUACGUACUCGCCAACAUCACCAAGCUACUCACCGACUUCGCCGAGUUAUUCACCGACUUCACCGAGUUAUUCACCGACAUCACCGAGUUAUUCGCCGACAUCACCAUCUUAUUCACCGACAUCACCAAGUUAUUCACCUACCUCGCCAAGUUACUCACCUACUUCACCAAGCUACUCGCCAACCUCACCAAGCUAUUCCCCAACUUCUCCAUCUUAUUCGCCGACUUCGCCAUCUUAUUCGCCGACUUCUCCAAGCUAUUCACCAACUUCGCCAUCUUAUUCACCAACUUCACCGAGCUACUCACCUACUUCGCCAAGUUACUCGCCAACAUCACCAAGUUAUUCGCCAACUUCGCCUAGUUACUCGCCGACAUCACCAAGCUAUUCGCCAACUUCGCCUAGUUAUUCACCGACAUCACCAAGCUAUUCUCCUACAUCACCGAGUUACUCACCAACUUCCCCAAGCUAUUCUCCGACUUCGCCUAGUUACUCGCCAACGUCGCCCCAGUAUUCACCAACUUCACCUCAAUACUCACCCACAUCACCCCAAUACUCUCCAAGUUCUCCAGGUUACUCACCAUCAAAUGGUGGUAAGAAAGAGAAGAAGGACGAAAAGUGA
This is a messenger RNA of Priceomyces carsonii, 5259 nucleotides long. It is a transcript of the gene RPO21, whose product is annotated as DNA-directed RNA polymerase II subunit RPB1. The record is from RefSeq and is a predicted model, not a curated record. Gene Ontology annotation, biological process: transcription by RNA polymerase II. Lineage: Eukaryota; Fungi; Ascomycota; Pichiomycetes; Serinales; Debaryomycetaceae. Bases 1 to 5259 code for a protein of 1752 amino acids. Gene Ontology annotation, cellular component: RNA polymerase II, core complex. The transcript has a single exon. Gene Ontology annotation, molecular function: DNA binding.